This is a messenger RNA of Pongo pygmaeus (Bornean orangutan), 1506 nucleotides long. It is a transcript of the gene ING3, whose product is annotated as inhibitor of growth family member 3. Gene Ontology annotation, cellular component: NuA4 histone acetyltransferase complex. The record is from RefSeq and is a predicted model, not a curated record. The coding region runs from base 185 to 1441 and encodes 418 amino acids. NCBI's taxonomy places the organism in Eukaryota, Metazoa, Chordata, Mammalia, Primates, Hominidae. The transcript has 12 exons.
GGCAGUGAGGCAAGCGCCGUCAGGCGCCAAAGUGGUUUUUUUUUUUUUCUUUUUUUUUUUUUUGCCGGAGUCGAGCGGGUGCUGCUAGCGGAGGCGCCAUAUUGGAAGGGACAAAACUCCGGCGACAGCGAGUGACACAAAUAAACCCCUGGACCCCCUUGUUCCCUCAGCUCUAAGGGCCGCGAUGUUGUACCUAGAAGACUAUCUGGAAAUGAUUGAGCAGCUUCCUAUGGAUCUGCGGGACCGCUUCACGGAAAUGCGCGAGAUGGACCUGCAGGUGCAGAAUGCAAUGGAUCAACUAGAACAAAGAGUCAGUGAAUUCUUUAUGAAUGCAAAGAAAAAUAAACCUGAAUGGAGGGAAGAACAAAUGGCAUCCAUCAAAAAAGACUACUAUAAAGCUUUGGAAGAUGCAGAUGAGAAGGUUCAGUUGGCAAACCAGAUAUAUGACUUGGUAGAUCGACACUUGAGAAAGCUGGAUCAGGAACUGGCUAAGUUUAAAAUGGAGCUGGAAGCUGAUAAUGCUGGAAUUACAGAAAUAUUAGAGAGGCGAUCUUUGGAAUUAGACACUCCUUCACAGCCAGUGAACAAUCACCAUGCUCAUUCACAUACUCCAGUGGAAAAAAGGAAAUAUAAUCCAACUUCUCACCAUACGACAACAGAUCAUAUUCCUGAAAAGAAAUUUAAAUCUGAAGCUCUUCUAUCCACUCUUACGUCAGAUGCCUCUAAGGAAAAUACACUAGGUUGUCGAAAUAAUAAUUCCACAGCCUCUUCUAACAAUGCCUACAAUGUGAAUUCCUCCCAACCUCUGGGAUCCUAUAACAUUGGCUCGUUAUCUUCAGGAACUGGUGCAGGGGCAAUUACCAUGGCAGCUGCUCAAGCAGUUCAGGCUACAGCUCAGAUGAAGGAGGGACGAAGAACAUCAAGUUUAAAAGCCAGUUAUGAAGCAUUUAAGAAUAAUGACUUUCAGCUGGGAAAAGAAUUUUCAAUGGCCAGGGAAACAGUUGGCUAUUCAUCAUCUUCGGCACUUAUGACAACAUUAACACAGAAUGCCAGUUCAUCAGCAGCUGACUCACGGAGUGGUCGAAAGAGCAAAAACAACAACAAGUCUUCAAGCCAGCAGUCAUCAUCUUCCUCCUCCUCUUCUUCCUUAUCAUCGUGUUCUUCAUCAUCAACUGUUGUACAAGAAAUCUCUCAACAAACAACUGUAGUGCCAGAAUCUGAUUCAAAUAGUCAGGUUGAUUGGACUUAUGACCCAAAUGAACCUCGAUACUGCAUUUGUAAUCAGGUAUCUUAUGGUGAGAUGGUGGGAUGUGAUAACCAAGAUUGCCCUAUAGAAUGGUUCCAUUAUGGCUGCGUUGGAUUGACAGAGGCACCAAAAGGCAAAUGGUACUGUCCACAGUGCACUGCUGCAAUGAAGAGAAGAGGCAGCAGACACAAAUAAAGGUGGUCCUUUUGUUUGAGGAAGAAAUAGACUUCAGCUGAAGAUUUUAUAUAGGACUUUAAAAA